CUACAGCAGUUUCCGCGCGCACUUCUCGCCAGCAGGACGCGGUGACGCUCUCCGGGACGCGCGAUCACGCGCCGCGCAAAGUUUCAAAGUCUUCUUCGUGAAGUAAUUCUCUUAUUGGAUUAAAAGAAUCACAAACGCAACCACCAACCAGUGAAGAUGUAAUUACGUACUCGUGAUAAAAUACAAUUGCAGGAAUUGCAAGGUGCGCGAGUUGUGUUUUAAAUGUGAACACCAACACAGUGGCGGAUUUGCUAAACGAUUUUUGAAUCGAAUCAAAACCUAAGACAACUUGUAUGGUUGCCGGACGAAGGAUGCCGCUGACCCGGAUGUUAAACACGGCGUGCUGGAGCAGGAGCGACGGUGGCGGCAGAUGCGGUGGUUUUCCGCUGUCGUUGACGCUUCUCCUGACCGUCGUCACUGGUUUGGCAUCCGCAUUGAAAAACGUCGCCGUUGUGGUUCCUCAAGCAGCAAGUAUUGGUGACACAGUUACGCUCCAGUGUCGUUAUGACCUUGAGAGUGAACCAUUGUAUACUCUGAAGUGGUACAAGGGUGCGCAUGAAUUCUACAGAUACAUCCCGAAGGAACUGCCAAGCACGCAGAUUUUUCCUUAUCAGAAUUUAGACGUUGACUUGGCUAAAUCCAAUCAAAAUGCGGUGGUCCUGCGCAACCUGCAGCCGGAACACUCGGGUCGAUACAAGUGUGAGGUUUCUACUGACGCCCCAAACUUCUACACACACAUCCAGUCUGGUUACAUGCACGUCCUGAGUGAGUACUAUAUGUUUAGAGUGUUGCUGGUGUGCAAGCCAACUAUGUUUCUAUUUCAGGUCAACCACAGUUUUCUAACACAACUACCUGGAACAAACACCUCGGCUUAUACAGACCCGCGCAAGAAACCUACAAUGACGGUUAUUGGGCUGGAGCACGAGAUUGACAAUUCUUUGUUUUUGGGCGGAAAAGCCAACAUUCGAUGUACUGCGGAUCUCUUCAAUGUUUACAAAGCUCAAGGAGAUUACAUCUUUGAACAGGAACGACCCAAGCCACGACCGUCAUCGGUAUUGCAGAAUAAUAAUGAAUCAUCUUCAGUGUUUGGUAGCCGGCCAGCCUGCGGCGGCAUGUUUUUACUCUUCAAUGUACUCCUCGUCUGCGUAAUCACGCGGUAACAAUGCAACGGCGCGUGGACGAAGAACCGUCGAGAUGGCAGCAAUCUGCGCGCGCUGUCCGACGAAGAUUAAGCAUAUUUUUGUUGCCAAAAUAAUGAAAACCCGAAGGAUGCGAGAUUAAAACAAGACAGCCAAGCAAAUAGAAAUCCCUACUCUGCAUUACAAUCAAUUCUUCGUACUACUUCUUUCACUUUGUACAUAAAAUAGAAAAGAAACCAACCGGAGCGAAGAAGAAAACGCAGAAAAUACGAGCAAAUCCUUAAAAAUAUUGUGUGUUACAGAUUACUAAAUUAAUUAAUUAACCGAAGAACAAUGAAUUGUAAUAGAAAAUAAUUAAAAUUGUGACUUGUGAAAUGGACUGCAGAUGAAGUUUACGAUAAUGAGAGAAAACGGACAGUGUUGAAAUGUUGAAAAAUGUUUAAGCGAAUGAAUGAAAUGAGCUUCAGGCGCAUGGGCGCAAAGUUUCUACUGAUAUUAAUUGUAUUAAAACACUAAAGACAUGGAAAUGAACAUGGAAAUGACAUAAUAUAAUAGUUACGAUAAAUUUAAGUGAUGAAUGAUGGCGCUGUCGGCAUGUCAGGAGCGAGAUUAAUAAAAAAGAAAUGUAAAUAGCUAUUCAUUAUAUAAAUUCAUUAUAAUGAUUAAAAACACGAGAUAUAUAAAAAUAAAGAAAUACGAAAAACGAAAACAUAAUUGUAGUGCAUUUUAUUGACGUAACCAUUAAAACUUGUAUUCUUAAACAUAACAUCUACGGUGCAGUGAAUAAAUAAUACAUUUGGAAGUGACAGUGACGUAAAUAGGGUAAAUUGUGAUAUUGACAUCAAUGGACAUACCGUUUUUAUUUAAUAAACGCUAAAAGUAAAUUUUCCUAACCUGCACGAUGAUCAACACACGCGAAUGGAAUGAAAAUAAAACUGGGAUGCCGGAGGAUGAGGUCGUGAAGUGGAGCAGCGAAAUAAAAUGCGACAUGAGCACGUCCACAGUUUGCGGUUAUAUAACCACGUAACGAGAUGAGUAUAGAAAAAUAUUUGUGCGUCGUAUAACUCUGAGUAGUGAAAUAAUAAUACAAGGAGGCGACACGCUUUCAUCACCCAAAGAAAAGUUUCCAUAUUGAUAUUGGCGUUUAUUUUCUUGUAUCACAUUCAAUCGAGCGUAUUAAACGUCGCUGUUGAUAUAUAAUUUUCAUUUGUGUUUAUCGAGUAAACAUAAUUAGUUUAUUACACAAAAUGAAUGGUAUUGAUAAUGGUAUUUUUGUAACAAAGAAAUUUUGCUGGCAAAGAUCUCCAUGAAUAAGAUACAGGUGUAAAAACAAUCAAUAAUGUUGUUUACUUUAUGAUGAAAUGUAGUGAAAACCAAAAAAAACUAGAAAAGUGUAAUUUUUUGUUGAAAAGGAUAUAAAUCAAAGAUUGUACGUACGAAAUUUCGUCAAAGGACUGUGACUGCAGUAAGAUGAGUACAUUAUAAUAAAUAUUAAUAUAAUAUAUAUAUGAAAUAUGAUAAACCGUAUUUGUUACCCGAUACAGACGUAAAUAAAUGAGAAGAAACCAAAACAGAUACACACACAAGCAGAAAAUGUAAACCGUAAAUCCAAAAGCUGUAUAAAAAUAUAACUUUAUUGUUAAAAUAAAUUGUUUUUCGUA
This is a messenger RNA of Dalotia coriaria, 2800 nucleotides long. RefSeq lists its product as uncharacterized. The coding region runs from base 294 to 1160 and encodes 288 amino acids. The record is from RefSeq and is a predicted model, not a curated record. The transcript is spliced from 6 exons. Lineage: Eukaryota; Metazoa; Arthropoda; Insecta; Coleoptera; Staphylinidae.